Molecule: messenger RNA, 420 nt
Organism: Chenopodium quinoa (quinoa)
Lineage: Eukaryota; Viridiplantae; Streptophyta; Magnoliopsida; Caryophyllales; Amaranthaceae
Product: keratin, type II cytoskeletal 68 kDa, component IB-like
Exons: 3
Coding region: 1-420 (139 amino acids)
Source: RefSeq, a predicted model, not a curated record
AUGAGCUUCAAAUGGUGCAAAGUUUUCAAGCCAGAAGAAGAUCAAAGUAGGGGAAGCUGUUAUGAUAAGGAUGGGUCGGGAGAUAGUAAUUUGCAUGAUGAAUUGAAGCAAUUGAAGCAGCAUCAAAAUGUUCUCAAUUCUGUUAUGAAAUUAGGUGUAGUGAUGUGUGUAAUAGUUGUUAUUGUUUAUGGACAGGCAUUUGUAGGUUCUGCACUAGAAGAUGAUAUUAUAGUAGAAGGUGGUACUGUUUGGGGUGGGGGUGUUGCUUGGGUUGUAGAAGGUUGUGGUGUUGGUGGUGGGGAUGUUUCUUGGUUUGGAGAGGGUUGUGGUGUUGGUGGUGGGGAUGUUGUUGUGUUUGGAGAAGGUUGUGGUGUAUGUGGUGGGGCUGUUGCUGGAAUUGGAGAGGGUUUUGGGUUCUGA